AUGUUAUCGCCGGCGAAAUGUGAGUCAGAAGAAACCACCACAGCUCAAUUUGAUCCCCAUUCUUCUUCUUCUUCUAGAUCCGAACCUCAACAUCUCUCUCUCGUUCUCUGGUUACCGAAUCCCUCCCGCGAAGAAGCUCCUCACUCCUCUAGUACGAAGAUUAGUAAGAGUAGAUCCACGAAAGAGAGUAUAGGAGAAGGUAGUGGUGGUAAGUCGCCGAUGCUGAUGCUGACGAACAGUUUUCAGGUUCGGAGGUCGCCGAGAUUUACGCCGGUGAGUGGAGAAAUCGACAAUGUAUGUUCGGUUCCGGUCACCGGAAAGUUUGGGUCGAGGAAGAGAAAGAGUAGUCGUGCUAUCGAUAAGAAGGAAAGCUUAGAAUCUGAGGGAUUAUCAUUCAAAGACAUAGCUGCGAUUGCCAAGAGCUUGGAGAUGGAAACAGUUUCAGAGUCUCAAGAUAAGAACGACAAUGCUGAAGGUAGACCGCAAGUUUCAGCUAAGAAGAAAGUGGACAGUGAUACAUUAUCUCCGAGCAGCACGCGUUCUGACCAGAGUAUCAGCAGCAAUAAACAAAUGAGAAGAUCUCCAAGAUUCACUAAGGGAAUGGAGAAUAAGGGAGAAGAAGAUAUAGGCAAGUCUAAAGAGCAAGUUAAGCCUGUGGCAUCUCGGAACCAAUCCAUAAGAUCUCCAAAGCUAUCUGGAGUUGUUGAGAAUGGCCAUAGAGAAACUUUAAACACGAUAAAAAAUUGUGGCCCGGCAUUAUAUGGUGCAAAAAUGGUGAGAGGAACUGAGAAGCUGGUUCAAAUUAGUGAGAAUGGUAACUGUUGUGAGGCUAUAAAGAAAUGUGAAGUUGGUGAUGGGCUUGUUUCAUCCAAGAAAAAGCUAUCAAAUUUGCCUUCUGGUUGCAUCAAGCCAACUGUAAAUGGUUGUCGGGACAAGUCAUUAGGAAAACUCAGAUCUUCUGACCUAAAGGGUGAUAUUCACUCUGGCUCUUUGGCAAGAAGCGAAUAUGGUCCGAGUAAUGGAUUAACAAUGAAGACCGCGUUAGUGAAACAAGAGUCAAUGGAGUCUUCACUUCAGGGUAAAACUAGUGAUUGUGAUGCUGCGGAUAAGGGAACAACUGAGGAGAUGCAUGCAAAUUCUACUGUGAUCUAUAUCUCUGACACCGAUGAACAGCCGGCCAAGAAGACUAAAAUUUCAGCUAAAUAUUCGUGUAUAAAAAAUUCAAAUGGAGAUAUUUUCGGACAAACUGCAAGUGGAUCUACCCUCUCCUCAGGGGAAAAUGGGAGACUCCCAUCAUUGAAUCAGAAUAAUCCAACUCAAUCAACCAAGGGAAAGGGUGAGCGGGUGACCCGGACUGCGGUCAAUGAGCAGGAAAAACAUAGUGUCUGCUUUUUCAUUGGUGAGCCAAUUCCCUGCGAGGAGGCUCAAGAAAGAUGGCGCUGGAGAUAUGAUCUCAAGGAACGCAAAUCUAGGAUUAGAGGCCAACAGUUAGAAGAUGAUGAAGACAAGAUUGUUGCAAAUGUGGAAUGUCAUUAUUCGCAAGCAAAAGUCGACAAUCAGACCUUUAGCCUUGAAGAUUUUGUUUACAUAAAGGGUGAAGAAGAAGAGAAGUAUGUUGGCAAGAUAGUAGAGUUUUUUAAAUCAACAGAUGGAGAAAGCUACUUCAGAGUUCAGUGGUUUUACAGAGCAACGGAUACAGUAAUGAAACAGCAGGCUACUUAUCAUGACAAAAGGCGUCUCUUCUACUCUACUGUAAUGAAUGACAAUCCAGUAGAUUGUAUUAUUUCUAAAGUUACUGUUUUGCAAGUAUCGCCUAGGGCAGGAUUAAAGCGCAAGUCUAUAAAAUCUGACUACUAUUUUGAUAUGGAGUAUUGCGUGGAGUAUUCAACAUUUCAAACCUUAAGAAAUCUAAAAUCUUCCGAAAACAAGCUCGAGUGUUCUGCCGAUGUUGUACCUACGGAAUCCACUGACUCUCAUUUGGAAGAUAAAAACUUUAGCAAAGAGCUUCCUGUACUUGAUAUUUACAGCGGUUGUGGUGGAAUGUCGACUGGGUUGAGUCUUGGAGCCAAAAUUUCUGGUGUUGAUGUCGUGACGAAAUGGGCUGUUGACAUGAAUAGAGCUGCCUGUGAGAGCUUGAAAUUGAACCAUCCACAGACACAGGUUAGGAAUGAUGCUGCUGGAGACUUUCUCCUACUUUUGAAGGAGUGGGAGAAAUUAUGCAAGCGCUAUGUGUUUAAUAAUAAUAAGACAACUGAUGCAUCAAGAUCCGUAAAUUCGACAAGAGAAACCAGUGAAAGUAGCUCUUCUAGUGAUGAUGAUUCGGAAUCUGAGGAGUACGAAGUUGAAAAGCUGGUUGAUAUAUGUUAUGGUGAUCCUGAUAAGACAGGAAAUAAUGGUCUGAAGUUUAAGGUGCACUGGAAAGGAUACAGCAGCGACGAAGAUACUUGGGAGCCAGCAGAGGAAUUGAGCAAUUGUGAAGAUGCCAUGNGAGAGUUUGUAACUAAUGGAUUCAAGUCCAAGAUCUUGCCUCUUCCUGGAGGUGUUGGUGUGAUAUGUGGGGGACCUCCAUGCCAAGGAGUUAGUGGCUACAACCGCUACAGGAAUGUUGAUUCUCCGUUGAAUGACGAAAGGAAUCAGCAAAUUAUAGUUUUUAUGGACAUAGUGGAGUACUUGAAACCCGCAUUUGUGUUGAUGGAAAAUGUUGUUGAUAUUCUGCGUUUCGAUAAAGGUUCUCUUGGGAGAUACGCUUUGAGCCGUCUUGUGCACAUGAGAUACCAAGCAAGGCUAGGUAUCAUGACAGCUGGUUGCUAUGGUCUUUCCCAAUUUCGGUCCCGAGUUUUCAUGUGGGGAGCUGAUCCAAACAAGAACCUACCUCCGUUUCCGCUUCCAACUCAUAAUGUUAUUGUCAGAUAUGGGUUCCCACUUGAGUUUGAGAGGAAUGUGGUUGCUUAUGCUGAAGGCCAACCCAGAAAACUUGAAAAAGCUCUUGUUCUUAAAGAUGCGAUAUCAGAUCUUCCUCAUGUGUCAAAUGAUGAGAAGCGGGAAAAAAUGACUUAUGACAAUCUCCCAGAGACAGAUUUCCAGAGAUACAUUAGAUCAACCAAACACUCUAUGACAGGCUCUGAAAUUGAUAACUGUACAAAAAGGACGAUGCUACUGCAUGAUCACAGGCCUUUUUAUUUGUUUGACUGUGAUUAUCUCCGAGUUUGUCAAAUCCCAAAGAGGAAGGGAGCUAAUUUCAGGGAUCUUCCAGGGUUAAUCGUCAAAAAUGACAACACAGUCUGCCGUGAUCCAUCAAUGGAACCGAUUCUUCUGCCAUCAGGAAGGCCUUUGGUACCAGAAUACGUCUUUACUUUUCAGCAAGGGAAAUCUAAAAGACCAUUUGCGCGUCUUUGGUGGGACGAAACAGUUCCAACCGUUCUAACAGUCCCAAGCUGCCACAGUCAGGCGUUACUGCAUCCGGAGCAAGAUCGAAUGCUAACCAUAAGAGAAUGCGCACGGCUUCAAGGAUUCCCUGAUUACUUUCAGUUCUGUGGAACAGUUAAAGAAAGGUAUUGUCAGAUUGGAAAUGCAGUGGCGGUUUCAGUUUCUCGUGCUUUGGGUUAUUCUCUUGGUAUGGCUUUUCGCAAUCUAGCCCGCGACGAGCAUCUGAUAAAACUUCCGAAGAAUUUUUCUCAUUCAAGUUACCUUGAGCUUCAAGAAACCAUCCUCAUUAAAGACUUGGAAAAUCAGUAG
Molecule: messenger RNA, 3735 nt
Organism: Arabis nemorensis
Lineage: Eukaryota; Viridiplantae; Streptophyta; Magnoliopsida; Brassicales; Brassicaceae
Source: the annotation of a GenBank genome assembly